Xylaria bambusicola is the source of this 1008-nucleotide messenger RNA. RefSeq lists its product as uncharacterized. Gene Ontology annotation, biological process: ubiquitin-dependent protein catabolic process. Lineage: Eukaryota; Fungi; Ascomycota; Sordariomycetes; Xylariales; Xylariaceae. The record is from RefSeq and is a predicted model, not a curated record. The coding region runs from base 4 to 351 and encodes 115 amino acids. The transcript has a single exon. Gene Ontology annotation, molecular function: cysteine-type deubiquitinase activity.
ACCAUGAUUUACAAGGUGCAUUUCAUACCGCUUGGACCAAACUCCGAUCUCUUUACUAAGCUCAUGUAUGCUUUAAGAGUCUCAACAGCUGUUACAUUCCAUUAUGUUUGGUACCUAAAUGAUCCCGAACUACUUUCGCUUGUGCCACGACCAGUCUCCCAUGCAUUCUUGUUUUCCCCACACCGAGUGAUUACGAAUAUCUCUUGGCCAGACAGCGUGACGCGACAGCAAAUAAUGCAUGGCCCGAAUACGGUCGGAAUGCCGUAUGGUUCAAACAGACGAUCGACAAUGCCCGCGGUCUCUACGCCAUUCUUCAUGCCUUUGCGGAUGGCCGUGCGAGAGACUACAUAGUGUAGAUAAGUUUCCAUAUUGCAAUAGAUGGCUCCGAACCUGAUACACGCCGUCAUCUUCAUUGUAGUAUCAAGAUCUCACCUAUCGGGUCUUCUUAAGAAGUGUUUCUCUUGAUCCUGUCGAAUAGGUUGCUGUGCUUGAGAAUGACACGGAGCUGGAGUCAAAAAUUACUACAUGAAGACACGAAAGACACCUGAAAAUCCAGAAGAUGAAGCAGAUUCCCGCUACGUUUGCUUUGUCAAGUCGCAUCAUAGCAAUAAACCCUUCCUCUAGAUAGGGGUCAAUUAGACCGGGUGGAUAGGGGUUUACUGACCAGAUGACGUCCUUUAUGGGCAGGGGAUCAAGGCUAUUAAAGAGUUUAUUACCGACCCUGAUGGCAGAGGAGGCUUUGGUCUGGUGACGCUUGCUCCGAGCUGAACAUACAACGCGCUAGGUUAGAGUGCUCCGAACAUUCUGCUACCCGAAUAUAGACAGGGGCUGUAGCUACCAAUGCCACUGAUACAUUUGUCUCCGAAAUGAAGAACUUUAGGUCCUCUUUCUUUCCAAGCCAAUAGGUCUCAUUGCAUAUACGUCGAUACUCACCCACAAAUUGAGAGGCACGCGUUUCGAAACGUAGCGAUAGCUAAAAGGGGGCAAUGUUUGAAUAACUCUUCGCAA